ACACCGCUUGAAGCAAAGAUGAAGCCUUUCCUGAUUACAUUAGUCGUCUUAGCUGUCCUCUCCAAAGGUCGCUGCGAAGAAGCCGAAAAGAAAAAUGAAAAACGCGGUAUCAUCGAUAGCGGUUAUGGAGGUGGACUUGGAGGAGGACAUGGAGGAGGAGGUUUUGGAGGCGGAAGCGGUGGAUUAGGAGGCGGACAUGGAGGUGGUUUAGGAGGUGGUUUAGGAGGAGGUCUUGGAGGUGGAUUUGGAGGUGGAUUCGGUGGGGGUGCUGGAGGCGGAUUCGGAGGUGGAUUCGGUGGAGGAGCUGGAGGCGGAUUUGGAGGUGGUUUUGGCGGAGGAGCUGGAGGUGGAGGCGGAGGCGGAGGUGGUGCUACAGUCAGCACUGUAACCAGUACUGUUAAUGUACCAGUCCCAGUACCUCAACCAUACACUGUCACCCGCACAGUACCAGUCCCAGUCCAAGUUCCAGUUCAAGUAGCGGUCCCAAGACCCGUACAAGUACCAGUGCCAGUCCCACAACCUGUUGUUGUACCACGCCCUGUACCAGUUACCGUAACCAGAACUGUACAAGUUCCAGUACCACAACCUAUUCAAGUACCAGUCCAAGUUCCAGUUCAAGUACCUGUACCACAACCCUACCCAGUCACCGUUCCACAACCAGUCCCAGUUAGAGUACCAAACACCGUAGUUAUUCCAGUACCACAACCCAUCUUCGUUGGAGGAGGUGGUGGAGCUGGAGGCGGAGCUGGAGGUGGAUUCGGAGGUGGAGCUGGAGGUGGUUUCGGAGGUGGAGCUGGAGGCGGUUUCGGAGGUGGAUUCGGAGGAGGAUUCGGAGGAGGAUUAGGAGGUGGAUUAGGUGGAGGACAUGGAGGCGGAUUGGGAGGUGGAUUAGGGGGUGGAUUAGGAGGAGGACAUGGAGGACUUGGUGGAGGAUUUGGAGGAGGCCAUGGCGGAUCCGGGGGAGGAUUCGGAGGAGGUUCCAUUGGACAUGGUGGUGGAGCAUCCAGCUUCUCCAGCGUUUCCUUUGGAAAACACAUUACAAUCGUCGUCUUAGCUGUCCUUUCCAAAGGUCAUUGCGAAGAUGCCAAAAAGAAAAAUGAGAAACGUGGCAUCAUCGAUAGUGGAUACGGUGGAGGAUUUGGAGGAGGACUAGGAGGAGGACAUGGAGGAAGCUUUGGUGGUGGAAGCGGUGGAUUUGGAGGUGGACAUGGGGGUGGCUUGGGAGGAGGAUUUGGAGGCGGACACGGGGGUGGUUUAGGAGGUGGAAUUGGAGGAGGAUUCGGUGGUGGAUUUGGAGGAGGAGCUGGCGGUGGAUUUGGAGGAGGAGCGGGAGGUGGAUUCGGAGGCGGAGCUGGCGGUGGAUUUGGUGGUGGAGCUGGUGGUGGAUUCGGCGGAGGAGCUGGAGGUGGCGCUGGAGGUGGAGCUACCGUCAGCACUGUUACCAGCACCGUCAAUGUACCAGUACCAGUUCCCCAACCUUACACAGUCACCCGUACCGUACCAGUCCCUGUACAAGUUCCAGUUCAAGUAGCUGUUCCACGACCUGUGCAAGUACCAGUCCCAGUUCCACAACCCGUUGUUGUACCACGCCCAGUACCAGUCACCGUAACCAGAACUGUCCAAGUUCCAGUACCAACACCAGUUCAAGUACCAGUCCAAGUACCAGUUCAAGUACCUGUUCCACAACCUUACACAGUCACCGUUCCACAACCCGUCCCAGUUAGAGUACCAAACACCGUUGUUAUACCAGUACCACAACCGAUCUUCGUUGGAGGAGGUGGUGGAGCCGGAGGCGGAGCUGGAGGAGGUUUCGGAGGUGGAGCCGGAGGUGGUUUCGGAGGUGGAGCCGGCGGUGGUUUCGGAGGUGGUGCUGGAGGUGGUUUCGGAGGUGGAUUUGGAGGAGGAUUAGGUGGUGGAUUGGGAGGUGGUCAUGGAGGAUCAGGAGGUGGUUUAGGAGGAGGAUUUGGAGGUGGUCAUGGAGGAUUAGGAGGUGGACUUGGAGGUGGAUUAGGAGGUGGACAUGGAGGAUUAGGAGGAGGACUUGGAGGUGGAUUAGGUGGAGGACAUGGUGGAUUAGGAGGAGGAUUCGGAGGUGGUUCCAUCGGACAUGGAGGUGGAGCAUCCAGCUUUUCUAGCGUUUCGUUUGGAAAACACUAAGUUACUAAAUUAUUUAACCACCUUUAAAACCAAAAAUAAAAAUGAAUGUCUUGCUGUGAUAACUUUU
Onthophagus taurus is the source of this 2224-nucleotide messenger RNA. The record is from RefSeq and is a predicted model, not a curated record. NCBI's taxonomy places the organism in Eukaryota, Metazoa, Arthropoda, Insecta, Coleoptera, Scarabaeidae.